GCGACUUUCUUCUAUCAUAUCUAUAAAAGCUAAAACCUUUUGAAGACAUACAAAGCUCUAGGGUUCCUCUUUUAAUCUGUUUGCUUCAGAAGCUGUAACAAUGGCGGCUAUGGUCGAUGGAAUGCAGAAGCUUAGCAUUGCUGAUGAUGUUUCAAAGAAGAAUCGAAUUCAAGUCUCCAACACUAAGAAACCCAUUUUCUUCUACGUUAAUCUCGCCAAGAGAUUUAUGCAGCAGCAAAGCGAAGUCGAACUUUCAGCUCUUGGGAUGGCAAUUGCUACAGUUGUCACCAUUGCUGAAAUUCUCAAGAGCAAUGGACUUGCAGUUGAGAAGAGCAUUAUGACUUCAAUGGUGGACUUGACUGAGGAGAUUGGACGACCUGUUCAGAAAUCUAAGAUCGAGAUUGUACUGGAGAAGUCUGCGAAAUUCGAUGAAUUGAUUGCUGCUACACGGGAAGAAGCUAUUGACACCGAAAACUAGAGCUAGAGUUGAAGAAUUCUUGAGGACUCUGUUUGUGUUUUGCUUCAGCUUUUCUCAUGUCUUUAGUUGCUGAUAUGUCUUGCAGUGAAUUUACCCUCUUGUUUUGCCACCAAUUAGUAGAAAUAGAAUGACACAUCAAUUGUCUCACAGUGUGGAAGUUAAAAAUCACAACUUUUUUUGAAAAUUGUGUAAUCUCUUAUAGCUUAUCUGUCUAGAAUCAGACCAAACCAUGAAUCCAACAACAUAAACGGAAAAAUAAACAAAGAAUGAAUCUUUUGGAAUCCCCUCAACAUUAAUUUGUGAAAUCUCUCAAGUGGUGCAUAAAUUUAGAACUAUGAAUCCUAAUAUCGUGUAUUCGUGUUUCUCUGAUCAAACCCCGAAAACGGCCAUUACAGUCCCAAAAUCAGGCUUCUUGGUGAUUGUUCUCAACGAGUAUCUUCUUGCAAGCUUCAUAACACAUGAAGGAGAUUCCAGCAGCAGGAACCAACUUCAGGCAGCUAGGUCCAAGCCCUUUGUACCAACCGAGAAUACCUUCGUGCUCAAGUAUGCUCACCAGAGCGUCCAGCAUGUUCUUGUACACAACUCUCCCGCUAACCGCUCCCACCUGCAUGUGCUUCCGCGCCACUUCAAGAGGGAAAGUGGCGGUGCUCGAUAGUGCACCAGCUAAAGAACCGAUCAGAAGAGUCUCAAUGUUUCCAAUCUUCUCUUGCUUUGAAACACUCCUGUAUGCUUUUCUUAAGGAAUCGUACGCAAAAUAGUUUGUAGCUGCGUACGGAACAACUCCAAUGAGACUAGGAGCAAGACCCCUGUAGAGUUCUGUGGGUCCUUCCUCGCGUAUAAUUUUGACAAACGCAUCGAAAAUCCCCUUGGAGAGGAGCCAAACCUGAAUUGUAAGACGAGUCUUGAUUAGUUCGAGAGGGUAUGUCAAGAGGGUUUGGCUAACUCCAGCACAAGCACCGGCGAGUAGUGACGCUGGGAUUGGGAUUUUUGACUGCUCUCCAUUUUCUGGUGAUAAUUUCUUGUUUACUGUCUCGAACACAAAAAGCUCGACGGCUCGAGCAGGUGCGACGCGAAUGACAUUGACCAAAUUGCCCCUGAAGAGACCAGUCCAACCUUCAUGCUUCAUGAUAUCACCGAACACUUCGGUUGAGGAGCUCCCUCCACUUCCCACCAUUAGAUGCGUCCUGAUCGUCUCCAGCGGCGCAACCACCGUUCUCGAGACGGCUCCGGCCAUGGCUCCGCUGAAUAGACGCCGCAAAGUAGGAUUAGCGAUCUUUAUCUUCAGUUUCAGCCCACCUUUCUUCUUCUUCUCACCAGUAACUUCUUUGUCACUGAGCUGGGAAGAGAAGCUGUCGUCGACUCUGUUCGGAGACGAGAGGGAUCCCAGUGGAUUAGUUUGAUUAACGCUCGCGAAUAACCCACCAACUGGGUGGUAAUUGGCGCUGUUUAGGCUCCAAUCGCAUCCUAAAUCGGAAACGGAGAAAAACCCAUUCCUCGAAUCGUCGAACAGCUGGAUUCCGGUUUUCCCCAUUUCUGAUGCUGAUGGAAGGACCCACAAAAUGGAAGGAAUGAAAUUUCCGAAGAUGGGUGUGACGAGGGGGAGAGAGAGAGAGAGAGAGAGAGAGAGAGAGAGAGAGAGAGAGAGAGAGAGAAUCUGCUGUGUGUCUCUCUCUCACAGUCAAUGGGUCGUCUCCUUCGUUGAGCUUAGGGCUUUAACCAGUAACAAGUAUAGCUGCUGGUUUUUGCCCUUUUUGGGUGGGUAGGUGGGUGGACUCAGUGGGUGGGACUUAGACUGCGAUUAGGUUUUCUUUUGGCAGAU
Thlaspi arvense is the source of this 2297-nucleotide messenger RNA. Lineage: Eukaryota; Viridiplantae; Streptophyta; Magnoliopsida; Brassicales; Brassicaceae. The record is from the annotation of a GenBank genome assembly.